CACUCACUAAAAAUGAUGCCUGUCACUUUAAGAGAGUUCAAAGUUGAAAGUGGCACGUGGUCACACAACAUGGUGGCGCCCUGCGUGUUUCAGUAAAAGACUGUGGUUUGAAUUAAAUCUAAAGAAGAAGAGCGAUGGCAGACGGUGGUGACAAACCUCUGGUUGAGACCCUUCCUCCCAAGGUUCCUCCCAAGGAGGGGGGCGGUCCCGACGAGCCCGUCCGGGUGUGCGACAACGACGGCGUGAUGUCCGAUGACAGAGCCGAAGGGACGGCCGAGGCUGCGUCCGACUCGGGCGCGUACGGCUACAUCAAAGAAGACCUGUUCACGUCGGAGAUUUACAAAGUGGAGAUCAGGAACCUGCCCAAGUUCAUCGGCUUCAACGACCUGAAGAAGUUCCUGGCCAAACACGGCCUCAGCUCGCACAAGGUCAAACUGUUUGACAAGCACAAGUUUGCGUUUGUCACCUUCAAGAACGAGGAGGAGCGCGACAAGGCAAUGAAGAUGGUGCACGGCAUGCAGUGGAAGGGCCAGGUCCUGAGCGUCCGGUUGGCCAAACCUAAGGCAGACCCCAUCCUGGGGAGGAGGAGGAAAAAGGGGGAGGACAGAGGCUCGGGGGGGCAGCCC
Cynoglossus semilaevis (tongue sole) is the source of this 626-nucleotide messenger RNA. Its product is annotated as tRNA (uracil-5-)-methyltransferase homolog A-like. Gene Ontology annotation, molecular function: RNA binding. The annotation marks the transcript as partial. The transcript is spliced from 2 exons. NCBI's taxonomy places the organism in Eukaryota, Metazoa, Chordata, Actinopteri, Pleuronectiformes, Cynoglossidae. The record is from RefSeq and is a predicted model, not a curated record.